Pipistrellus kuhlii (Kuhl's pipistrelle) is the source of this 1423-nucleotide messenger RNA. It is a transcript of the gene FFAR4, whose product is annotated as free fatty acid receptor 4. The transcript has 3 exons. The record is from RefSeq and is a predicted model, not a curated record. Gene Ontology annotation, biological process: G protein-coupled receptor signaling pathway. Bases 54 to 1145 code for a protein of 363 amino acids. Gene Ontology annotation, cellular component: membrane. Lineage: Eukaryota; Metazoa; Chordata; Mammalia; Chiroptera; Vespertilionidae. Gene Ontology annotation, molecular function: peptide binding; G protein-coupled receptor activity.
UCCCAGAGGAGCGCGCUCGCUCGCAGACGGCUGCGGGCCGCCGGCCGCCGGGCAUGUCCCCUGACUGCGCGCUGGCGGCGGCCGCGGGCACCGGGCCCCCGCGCCUCCCGGCGCCGGACAACCGGACGCGCUUCUCCUUCUUCUCCGAGGUCAAGGGCGACCACCGGCUGGUGCUGAGCGCCGUGGAGACCGUGGUGCUGGCGCUCAUCUUCGCGGUGUCGCUGCUGGGCAACGCGUGCGCCCUGGUGCUGGUGGCGCGCCGCCGGCGCCGCGGCACCACCGCCUGCCUGGUGCUCAACCUCUUCUGCGCCGACCUCCUCUUCACCGGCGCCAUCCCGCUCGUGCUGGCCGUGCGCUGGACCGAGGCCUGGGCGCUGGGCCCGGCCGCCUGCCACCUGCUCCUCUACGUGAUGACCCUGAGCGGCAGCGUCACCAUCCUCACGCUGGCGGCCGUGAGCCUGGAGCGCGUGGUGUGCAUCGUGCGGCUGCAGCGCGGCGUGCGGGGCCCCGGGCCGCGGGCGCGGGCGGCGCUGCUGGCGCUCAUCUGGGGCUACUCGGCGCUGGCCGCGCUGCCGCUCUGCGUCUUCUUCCACGUCCUCCCGCAGCGCCUGCCCGGCUCCGAGCAGGAAAUUCUGAUUUGCACACUGGUUUGGCCCAGCCUCGCCGGAGAAAUCUCCUGGGAUGUGUCCUUCGUCACUCUGAACUUCCUGGUGCCGGGACUGCUCAUUGUGAUCAGCUACUCCAAAAUCUUACAGAUCACCAAGGCGUCGCGCCAGAGGCUGACGGUGAACCUGGCCUAUUCGGAGAGCCACCAGAUCCGCGUGUCGCAGCAGGACUUCCGGCUCUUCCGCACCCUCUUCCUGCUCAUGAUCUCCUUCUUCAUCAUGUGGAGCCCCAUCAUCAUCACCAUCCUGCUCAUCCUGGUCCAGAACUUCAAGCAGGACCUGGUCAUCUGGCCAUCCCUCUUCUUCUGGGUGGUGGCCUUCACGUUCGCCAAUGCGGCCCUGAACCCCAUCCUCUACAACAUGUCCCUCUUCAGGAACGAGUGGAGGAAAGUCUUUCGGGGCAUCUUCUUCCCAGAUAAGGGAGCCAUGUUUACAGACACGUCUCUCCGGAGAAAUGACCUGUCUAUUAUUUCCACGUAGUCAAUCUCUCUCCAGAGGCAGAGUGGGUCACUCUGGUGAGCCACUGGUGUGUCUUCAGAGGGACUGAACCUCCAGGACCCUCACCCCAGGGUGCCCUGCCUUAGGAACUGUGACCUAUGCAAAUGCAUUCACGGCACCAGUAAAUUAAGGGGCGAUCCUUCAGCGAAAGAAUUGUGUCCUUUAUGAAAGGAUUUGCUAUGGGUUUCUUGAAAUACGGACUUUUUCAGUGUGGGUGUCCUGUGAUUGAAUGUAAUAAACUUUUAUUUAUUCCUGUUCAA